Oenanthe melanoleuca is the source of this 978-nucleotide messenger RNA. It is a transcript of the gene CELA1, whose product is annotated as chymotrypsin like elastase 1. Gene Ontology annotation, molecular function: serine-type endopeptidase activity. The transcript has 8 exons. Lineage: Eukaryota; Metazoa; Chordata; Aves; Passeriformes; Muscicapidae. The record is from RefSeq and is a predicted model, not a curated record. Bases 60 to 863 code for a protein of 267 amino acids. Gene Ontology annotation, biological process: proteolysis.
CGUUAAAGCGCCCGCGGGGCAGCGCCUCGGUCCCACCGCGGACCCCGCGCUCCACCACGAUGAUGCUGCAGCUCGUGCUCCUCGCCGCGCUCGCCCUGUGCGGGCGCUGCUCCGAGCUGGAUCUCGAUGGGAUGCAGCGCGUGGUCGGCGGCACCGAGGCGCGCUCGCACGCCUGGCCCUACCAGGUCUCCCUGCAGUAUUACUCCGGGGGCGGCUGGUACCACACGUGCGGGGGCUCCCUCAUCCAGAGGAACUGGGUGAUGACCGCCGCCCACUGCGUCAACAAUAACCUGAACUACCGUGUGGUGGCCGGCGAGCACAACCUCAACGCCAACGAGGGCAGCGAGCAGAUCUUCAGCGUCAGCAAGAUCAUCGUCCAUCCCUACUGGAACAGCAACAACGUGGCCGGCGGCUACGACAUCGCCCUGUUCCGCCUGAACGGCUACGCCUCCCUGAACGGCGCCGUGCAGCUGGCGGUGCUGCCCCAGGAGGGCACCAUCCUGCCCAACAACUACCCCUGCUACAUCACGGGCUGGGGCCUGACCCGCAGCAACGGGCAGCUGUCCAGCGUCCUGCUGCAGGCCUACCUGCCCGUCGUGGACUACCAGACCUGCUCCAGCGCGUCCUACUGGGGCUCCACCGUCAAGAACACCAUGGUGUGCGCCGGCGGCGACGGCGUGCGCUCCGGCUGCCAGGGCGAUUCCGGCGGUCCCCUGCACUGCGCCGUCAAUGGGCAGUACCAGGUGCACGGCGUCACCAGCUUCGUGUCCAGCCAGGGCUGCAACGUCGUCCGCAAACCCACCGUGUUCACCCGCGUCUCCGCCUACGUCUCCUGGAUCAACAGCGUCAUCGCCCAGAACUGAGCGCAGCGGGACCAGCGCUCGCUGCCCCUCGCCCAUGGACAUCCCCUGACUCCCCCCCGCCGCGCUCCGGCCUCCUCGGCCCCGAGCCGGCCGCAAUAAAAUCUCUCCUCCCGUC